CUCUCCGGGGGUGCCGCGGUGGCCGUGGGCCCCCAGACUCGCUGCGGUGGGGAGCCCUUUGAAGGCCCCGCGUGGACCCUGGGCACCGCCGCGGUUCGGCUUUUGUUUCUAUUUCAGUCCGGCGAGGGGCUUCCCUGCGCCCAGCGCCCGCUCGCCUCGCUGCAACGAGAACAGCAGAAAAUACAAGGAGCUGUCACUGUCUCCAACUGCGGCCGGGGAGCGUCUGCCGCGGGGAGCUGCUCGGACCCAGCUCUGCCUUUUCCUCCUGCAGAGACUUGGAAGCAGCUCGCUGGGCCAAAACCAGGGCACGGGACCCCCCUCUUUUCUCCUGGCUUUGUGGAUGCACCGAUGAGAGAUCCAGCCUUCACAGGGACUGCCAUGGCUUAUCACCCGUUCCACGCUCCCAGACCGGCCGAUUUCCCCAUGUCAGCUUUCCUGGCGGCGGCUCAGCCGUCCUUUUUCCCGGCUCUGGCUCUGCCCCCGGCGGCGCUGGCUAAACCCAUCCCGGACCCGACUUUGGCUGGAGCCGCGGAAGCUGGUCUGCACGUCUCGGCCCUGGGGCAUCACCACCAGGCAGCCCAUCUGCGCUCUCUCAAGAGCCUGGAACCGGAGGAGGAGGUCGAGGACGACCCCAAAGUGACUCUGGAAGCCAAGGAGCUUUGGGACCAGUUUCACAAGUUGGGGACAGAGAUGGUGAUCACCAAGUCAGGAAGGAGAAUGUUCCCCCCGUUUAAAGUGCGUGUGAACGGCCUGGAUAAGAAGGCCAAGUACAUUUUAUUGAUGGAUAUAGUGGCUGCGGAUGAUUGCCGGUAUAAAUUCCACAAUUCCCGCUGGAUGGUAGCCGGGAAGGCGGAUCCAGAGAUGCCCAAGCGUAUGUACAUCCACCCGGACAGCCCUGCCACAGGGGAGCAGUGGAUGGCAAAGCCUGUUGCCUUCCACAAACUCAAGCUCACUAACAACAUCUCGGACAAGCACGGAUUUACCAUACUGAACUCCAUGCACAAGUACCAGCCCAGGUUCCAUAUCGUGCGAGCCAAUGACAUCCUGAAGCUUCCCUACAGCACCUUCCGGACCUAUGUGUUCCCUGAAACAGACUUCAUCGCAGUCACCGCAUACCAGAACGACAAGAUCACCCAGCUUAAAAUCGAUAAUAACCCAUUUGCAAAAGGAUUCAGAGACACUGGGAAUGGAAGGCGAGAGAAGAGGAAACAGCUCACUCUCCCCUCCCUGCGGAUGUAUGAGGAGCAGUGCAAACCUGACCGAGAUGGGGGUGAAUCGGAUGCUUCCUCGUGUGAUCCUGCGCCAGUGCGGGAUACACUUCACUCCCCAUUGGGUACAGCCCCUAGUCCCCUGAGACUCAACCGCAGCGGCCGAGAGGAGAAAUCCUGCCCGGAGAGCGACCCGGAGCUGGAGAAGCUGCCCGAGGAGCGGCCGGCUCGCGGGGCCAGCCCGGGCCCGGAGGAGGCCAGCCCGCGGAGCAGCCCGCGGCUGCCGGAGGAGCGCAGCCGGGAGAGACCCAGCCCGGAGAAGCCCAAGGGGCCGGAGAAGGACAAGCCCGAGGGGCGGCGGAAAGAGCCGGACGCGCCCAAGAAGGAGGCGGAGGGCGGCGGGCUGAGCAGAGAGCCCUUCGCCCCGCUGAUGGUGCAGACGGACAGCCCCCCGCACCUGAGCCCCGGCCACCUGCAGAGCCUGGCGCUCUCCGGCCUGCACGGGCAGCAGUUCUUCAACCCGCUGGGCGCCGGCCAGCCCCUCUUCAUCCACCCGGGGCAGUUCGCCAUGGCCCCCGGGGCCUUCUCCGCCAUGGGCAUGGGACACUUGCUGGCCUCGGUGGCCGGCGGGGGCCUGGAGAACGGGGCCCUGGCUUCGACCCAGGGGGCAGCCGGGACCGCCACCCCCUUCCCCUUCCACCUCUCCCAGCACAUGCUGGCCUCUCAGGGAAUUCCGAUGCCCACCUUUGGCGGACUCUUCCCUUAUCCGUACACCUACAUGGCUGCAGCUGCGGCCGCCGCCUCAGCCCUGCCAGCGACCAGUGCGGCUGCGGCCAGCUCCCUGUCCCGGAAUCCCUUCCUGAGCAGCACCCGCCCUCGCCUGCGCUUCAGCCCAUACCAGAUCCCCGUCACCAUCCCCCCCAGCACCAACCUCCUCACCACCGGUCUGCCCGCCAGCCUGAACCCAGGCUCGGAAGGCUCCAAACCCGGCAGCAGCAGGGAAUCCAGCCCCCUCCCAGAGCUUCCUUUGCACAAAUCCAGCAGCCAGAGGGGCUCCCUCUCUCCCAAAAGCUCCCUGAAAGAUUCCAUCAAUGAACUGCAGAAUAUUCAGAGACUGGUCAGUUGCUUGGAGAGCCAAAGGGAGGUGUCACCCGGCAGAGAGUCCCCAAAGUGACUGGCUGAGCUGCCAACACGCCAGCCUGGAGGGCUGAGAAGCACUGGGAUUUUGUACAGCACAGUAUAAAUAUUUAUUUAAAUAAUAAUAAUAAAAAAAAAAAAAAAGGGAAAAAAAGGGGAGGGGGUCAGGCAGUUAAAGACAGGGAUACAAGUCAGACACCCAGACAAAGCAGAGGCCAAGUGAAUGAUCCACAAGCAAAAUAUCCCAUAGCCAGGAGAAAUUAUGGGAGACUAUUCCUCCCCCCCCCCC
Messenger RNA from Caretta caretta (loggerhead turtle), 2634 nucleotides. It is a transcript of the gene TBX2, whose product is annotated as T-box transcription factor 2. Gene Ontology annotation, biological process: positive regulation of DNA-templated transcription; regulation of transcription by RNA polymerase II; cell fate specification. Gene Ontology annotation, molecular function: DNA-binding transcription factor activity, RNA polymerase II-specific; RNA polymerase II cis-regulatory region sequence-specific DNA binding. Gene Ontology annotation, cellular component: chromatin; nucleus. The record is from RefSeq and is a predicted model, not a curated record. Lineage: Eukaryota; Metazoa; Chordata; Testudines; Cheloniidae.